Messenger RNA from Cyprinus carpio (common carp), 2837 nucleotides. RefSeq names its product proprotein convertase subtilisin/kexin type 7-like. The record is from RefSeq and is a predicted model, not a curated record. Gene Ontology annotation, molecular function: serine-type endopeptidase activity. Lineage: Eukaryota; Metazoa; Chordata; Actinopteri; Cypriniformes; Cyprinidae. Gene Ontology annotation, biological process: protein processing. Gene Ontology annotation, cellular component: Golgi membrane; trans-Golgi network.
GAUGUGACGAAGCAGAUGACGAACGCGGAAGUUUCGCGGAGCAGAUUGAGUUCCCUGCUCGAGUGAUGUCGCGGAUUGAGUUGAUGUCGAAUAAUGACUCUAAACAGCUCGGAAAUAAAACAGACACACGAUAGCGAAGCACACCAGCGUUACCAGAAGCUGGUCUGAUGUGGAGGGAGUGUUUUGCUGAUUUCUCCUGGCUGACAUGGCAUCCUCCGCCCAGAUGUGUCUCCGUCUCUAUCAUCUGCUGCUCCUCACCGCUUCGCCGCUGCGCACACAUGCCUUCUUCUCUCCCUCUCAGCCGUCCUCGUCCUGCGGGCCGGGCCGGUCCUGGGCGGUGCGGCUGGACGCGGGCUCCGUGACGGCGGGGCGCUCUCUGGAGCGGCUGGCACACAGCGUGGCAGAGGAGGUGGGUCUGGAGAAUCACGGGCAGAUCGGGCAGCUGGAGGGACACUACCUGCUCUGCCGAGGAGCAGAGGACAGCGCAGACGUGGACUCCACAGAGUCGGCUCUGGACCGAAACCCUCGUGUGCUGUGGCACUCACGGGAACACAUCCUGAGACGCUCCAAGAGAAGCGUGACCUUCAACGACCCCAAAUAUCCCAGUCAGUGGCACCUGCACAACGAUGUGAAGCGUGGGAUGGACAUCAACGUGACCGGUGUCUGGGAGCGAAACAUCACCGGCGCCGGGGUCACCGUGGUUGUGGUGGACGACGGGGUUCAGCACACGCUGGAGGAUAUUCAGCCCAAUUAUAGUCCUGAGGGCAGUUAUGAUCUGAACUCGAACGACCCUGACCCCAUGCCUCACCCCGACGGCCACAGCGAUAACCAUCACGGCACGCGCUGCGCCGGAGAGAUCGCCGCCGUCUCAAACAACAGCUUCUGCGCCGUAGGAGUCGCAUACGGAGCCAGAGUGGCAGGCAUCAGAGUUCUGGACGGACCCCUCACAGACAGCAUGGAGGCUGUUGCUUUUAAUAAGCAUUACCAAGUUAAUGACAUCUACAGCUGCAGCUGGGGUCCGGAUGAUGACGGCCGUACGGUUGAUGGACCGCAUCCCUUAGGCAAGGCGGCGCUGCAGCACGGAGUUAUUGCAGGCAGGAGAGGUUUCGGGAGCAUCUUUGUAGUUGCCAGUGGUAACGGAGGACAGUAUGAAGACGACUGCAACUAUGACGGCUAUGCUAACUCCAUCUACACCGUCACCGUCGGCGCGGUUGAUGAGAAUGGCAGAAGGCCGUUUUAUGCAGAAGAGUGUGCGUCUAUGCUGGCCGUCACGUUCAGCAGCGGGAGCAGACAGCUGCGCAGUAUAGUGACGGCAGACUGGUCUCUGCAGAGCGGCACCGGCUGUACCGACGGACACACGGGCACUUCAGCGGCUGCUCCUCUGGCUGCAGGGAUGGUGGCGCUCAUGCUGCAGGUGCGGCCCUGUCUGAGCUGGAGGGACGUGCAGCACAUCAUCACCUACACAGCAACACAGCAUGACGCUGACGCUCAGGCUGACUGGGGAGUCAAUGGAGCUGGUUUCCACCACAGUCACAAGUACGGCUUUGGUUUGCUGAACGCCUGGAGGCUUGUUAACGCUGCUAAGGUCUGGGAGUCCGUCCCCUUCUUGGUGUCCUACCAGAGCCCAGUGUUAAAGGCCAAUGAGGACAUCCCAGAGUAUCCCAAAACCCUCACGCACACCUGGAAUGUCUCAGUGUCUGAGCUGAGGCAGUCUGGCAUGCAGACGCUGGAGCACGUGUCUGUUACUGUGAUGAUGGUCCAUCCGCGGCGCGGGAGCGUGGAGAUCCGGCUCAUCUGUCCCAGUGGAAUGAGCUCACUGAUCGGGGCCCGGAGACCGCUGGAUGUAGAUACGACUGGAUUCAUGGACUGGACGUUUUCCACUGUGCGGUGCUGGGGAGAAAGAGCCGAGGGACAGUACAGUCUACAAAUCACUGACCACAAAGAGCCGACUCUGUCAUCGGGCGUCCUGAAGCACUGGAAGCUCACUCUGUACGGCUCAUCUCUGUCUCAUGAGCAGGUGAAAGAGAGACGGAGGGUGGUUGAAGACGCCAUGGGUGGACAGUAUCUGGACAGCAGUUUUGCUCUUCCCUGUCCUCCUGGUAUCGACGUUCCUCCUGAAAUCGUGAGCCCGUUCACCUCGAGCAGCCUGAAGUCUCUGCUGCUGCUGGGCUGUUUCGCUCUCUUCUGGUCGCUCUAUUACACUCUGGAGGUGACCCUCACUCACUGGGACUGGCGCGGGUGCAGCACGACGGGACGGCACAGAGGCUUUCAGGCCGUAUCCACAGGCCUAGAGGACAGUCAAGUGGUGGAGAUCCAGCCCGAGAUGGACAGCGAGUCCAAAGUCCCGCUCAUUGCUGCUGAUGAGAACACGUAGCACGGGUCUCCAUUUCUUUUGUUUGAAAUUUCAGGUUGCACUUGAGCAUUUUGAGUUGCCUUCUUGUGUUUUCUUCGAUUUAUUUGCUGAUGUGUGCAUGAGGAUGUUGUCUUAUAAGAGUGCCUGAUUCUGAGUGCAGUAUUCGAAUCAUUCAGUGCAUAUGUGAUCGAGAGAAUGUGUGAGUGUGUUCGCUGGGUGCUGCGUGAAUGAUAUUUUGUGGAGUUUAAUAUAAAUGACUUUUUUUUUUUUUCUUGAACGUGACGCAUUGAAUGUGUCACUAUUAGGUCUAUAAAUAUCUCCGACACUUGAAUUUUAAAAGACAGAAAGAGAUUGUUUAAACUGGAGGUCUGCUCACCUGCAGAUAUUUUACUGAUUCUAGUCUGUAUUUGUUUUUUUUUACUGAAGCGUGGAACUCUUGUGAUCAAGAACUCAGAUGAGGUUUGAAUAAAAACAAAAAGGGAAA